Papilio machaon (common yellow swallowtail) is the source of this 1954-nucleotide messenger RNA. It is a transcript of the gene Sp1, whose product is annotated as transcription factor Sp9. Lineage: Eukaryota; Metazoa; Arthropoda; Insecta; Lepidoptera; Papilionidae. The record is from RefSeq and is a predicted model, not a curated record. The transcript has 3 exons. Gene Ontology annotation, molecular function: RNA polymerase II cis-regulatory region sequence-specific DNA binding; DNA-binding transcription factor activity, RNA polymerase II-specific. Gene Ontology annotation, biological process: regulation of transcription by RNA polymerase II. The coding region runs from base 124 to 1371 and encodes 415 amino acids.
UUCGCCGCAUCGGUUCGUUACGAGAUAAUUGCUCCGCGGAAUUUUAACAAAUGAUAUAAAAUAUUGUCGCGUGUGAUCGAGUGAAGGUAGAGUGAAGCUCUGUCGUAUUGGAAUUCAUGGGCCAUGAACUGCGCGUACUACCAGCAGCCAGGGGGCUCGCACCCCGCACCGCACAAUGCCAACAAUAAUUACUUCAACGAGGUUAGUAUCGAAUCUGCGGACCACAAGGACAUGAAGAUUUUAGAACACCCGAGUCUGCGCGGCACGCCGCUGGCUAUGCUCGCGGCGCAAUGCAACAAACUCUCCAGUAAAUCUCCUCCGCCACUGGCCGAUGCGGCCGUUGGCAAGGGCUUUCACCCGUGGAAAAAGAGUCCAGGCACCCACUCGCCGCCCGGCUCCGGAUCCGGACAGCGCUCGCAGCCGCCCGCCUGCGCUCCCUAUGCCCGCCCGCCAACCUCCUGUGCCGCCGCGCCAUCCUACGGCAACGAUCUUUACUUUCCCUCGUCCGGAGAUCAGCUACUAGGUAAAAGCGAAUCUAGCGCAAGUCUUGGAUCGAUGUACUCGAGGCACCCUUACGAGUCAUGGCCCUUCAACAUGGGGGGAGGUGGCGGCGGCGGCUCGCUGAAGGCCGCGGACAUGGGGGGCGUUAGCGCCGUCGGCGGUACAUGGUGGGACGUGCACGGCGGUUGGCUGGACGUCGGUGGACAGAUGGCCAACUACGCCGGCCAGGACUAUUCGCAACUGACACAUUCCCUGUCGGGCGGCGCGCACCUCCUGCCGCCCGCGCCGCACUUGCUGCAAGACGCUUACAAGUCGGUGCUCCCGACGCAGGGCUCGUUCGGGCUGCACGCUCCCGGCUCCCCGGCACCGCCCGCUCAGGCGCCGUCACCUCGCUCGCAGAGGCGAUACGCAGGCCGGGCCACCUGCGACUGCCCUAAUUGCCAGGAGGCGGAGAGGCUCGGGCCAGCGGGGGCGCAUCUGCGCAAGAAGAACAUCCACAGCUGUCACAUCCCCGGGUGCGGGAAGGUGUACGGCAAGACGUCCCACCUGAAAGCUCAUCUACGGUGGCACACCGGGGAGCGGCCGUUCGUGUGCAACUGGCUGUUCUGCGGCAAGAGAUUUACGCGUUCGGACGAGCUGCAGCGGCACUUGCGCACGCACACCGGCGAGAAGAGGUUCGCAUGUCCGGUGUGCAACAAAAGAUUCAUGCGGUCAGACCACCUCGCCAAGCACGUUAAGACGCAUAACGGCGGCAAGAAGGGCAGUUCGGAAUCGUGCUCGGAUUCGGAGGAGAACAGCCAGGGCGAGGGCGGCGGUGGCGGGCGUUCGCCUGAGCACGUUUUGGACGUGAAGCCCGGCGCGCUCGUGUGACGGGAGCGCGCGGCGAUGACUGCCCUCCUGCCGCCGCCCCUGUGAGCCACCCUGCGCCCUGCGCCCCCGCCCUGUACAUAUCGAAACUCUGUAUAGAAUGUAAUUAAAGACUCCGUUCUAACUGGUGUUGCGUCGUGUAUAUUAUAUCUUCUUUGUGAAGUGUACAGUAUAGAUACUAUGAAAUAUUGUCUAUUAUAUAAUUAGAAAUUGUACGGUAACUUAAUUUAAGUAGAAUCACUCUUUUAGUCGAAAAUUACAUGUAAUUUAUUUAAAUAUUGUUAAUAGUUCAACUGGUCCUCAAUAAAUGAAUACCACCUGUUAAACUAUCUGAAUGUAUUUGUUACAUUAUUUACUUAAUUAUAAAGUUUAUGCAAAACAUAACAAUUUACCGCAAUAUGUACACACAGCUUCAGACUUUAAUAAUUAUAUAUAGACAAAUUGUCACAAAUAAGAACUUUUGCCACGAACGUGACUCAUUCCUGGCUGACACCUUUCAACAUCAGGUGAAAUCGCUGACUUUAGCUAUUUUUUUAUUAUUAUAAAAACUCAUAUGUUUUUAGCAUAAACCUGACAAAACGUUUAU